GGCAACAUGACACUACUUUGCUGAGUUCAAACACUACCUCACAAGCUGAAGAUUUAAUGUUGGAGCAAGAUGGAUCAAGAAAGGAAAAGAGCAAGCCAAGGGUAAGGGCUACAACUAUUGAUGAAUUUUUAAAAGAAAAUGGGAUAGAUGUUGAAAUUGAUGGACUAAGCUCUGAACUAAGUGAUGAUGUGGGAGAUAGCUUUCCACUUGAUGAAAAUUAUUAUUCACAUGUGAUGGAGGACAUUGAUGAUGACGAAGGAGAGCCAAAGAAGAAGAAAACCCGGGGAAAAACAACUUGCAAAGAGAUUUAUGCAAGAACUAUGGAACAGCGGAAAGAAGUUAUUUUUGAUAUUGGACAGCCAGUAGGACCAACCGAUCAAAGUGUGUCUAAUUUAACUAGUUUCGUAGGAACAAUUGGGAGAAAUAAAAGAUUUGUGAGUCUGUUGUACACUAGCUGGCAUGCUGUAACUCCUAAAGCUAAGAAAUUCAUGUGGAACUAUGUUAAUACCAAGUUUAUCCUCCCAGACAGUGGAGAAAAGUGGGUGAUCCAAGCAAUUCGGGAUGCUUGGAAGCGGUUCAAGGGAAAGAUUAAGCAGAAGCACUUUGUUCCCUUUGAUACCAUCGAAGAUAUGGUGAAAAAUCGACCGACACAAGUUCCAGAAAGUCAAUUCAUAAAAUUGAUCUAUUAUUGGAGUCAUCCUACAAUCCAGUCAAUAAGUGAAAAAAAUAAGAAACAUAAAGAACAACAGAAGUUUCCACAUCGCAUGGGGCCAAUCAACUUCGGAAGAGUACGAGUGGCUCUGCGCGCGACAAAGGAAACAAAUGAGGAACCAAAAAGGUUUGAAAUGUUCCUUGCUACUCGAACAAGUCGGAAAAGGAAGGAAGUUGAUCAGGAAACACAAGAUGCAAUUGAUGAAUUCCAAAACCGGCAAGCUGCUGGUGAAACAGAUGAGGAAGCUUUUGAGUCUUUAUUUGGAAAAGAACAACCAGGUCGGGUUAGGUGCUACGAAAGAUCUAUUACACGACGUGACUUAAAAAGGCAUGCAGAAAUUUCUGAACUCAAGCAACAACACCAGGAGGAAGUCACAUCUUUGAAGGCUGAACUUGGAGAGAUGAAGGCCAAACAGCAGCACCAAGAGGCUGACCUUCAUGGAUUGCGAAACAUGAUUAAGUUACUAGUUCAGCUAUCUGAACCUGGAAUGAGGCCGGAAGAAAUUGAAGCUUUGUUACAAGAUGCCCAACACUCUCCAAUUGAUGCAAAUAGCGCUCAUGGAUCAACACAUAUUCCAAACAUGAAUAUGGUAUGACCAGUUUUUUCUUAUUCCCUAAUAUUUGUUUAUAUAUUGUUAAUUGUUAAUUAGGAUUUUGAGUUUAAAAUUUUUAUUUGUUAGAACU
Messenger RNA from Arachis duranensis, 1395 nucleotides. RefSeq lists its product as uncharacterized. Bases 57 to 1307 code for a protein of 416 amino acids. Lineage: Eukaryota; Viridiplantae; Streptophyta; Magnoliopsida; Fabales; Fabaceae. The transcript has 6 exons. The record is from RefSeq and is a predicted model, not a curated record.